CCCGGGCGCGGCGGCGGCGCCCCCUCCUCCUCCUCCGACCACGUCAUGGGGUCCUCUCCUUCGCGGGAGCAACAGUUCCCGCGCACUCGGUCUCCCACAGACACGCUCGCUCGCGCCCGGGUGGCUGGGGGAGGGCAGCGAGGAGAAGGGAAACUGCGCGGCGGCGGCGGCGACGGCUCUGGGUGCGCAGCCACUAAGCCAGAGGCAAACAUCUGCCUGACUUCACAGCAGCCGCUGGCACCGCCGGGACAAACAGGGCCGGUGCGCUCUCGUAAGUGGCGCGUUCGCUGCUCAGGAAGGGAAAGAAACUUUUAGAUGUCGUCGUUGUUUGCCCGCCUUUCUUGCCUUGCUGUGAGGCAGCGGGAGGCGAGUGCCCUGAGGAAGCCGCUCGGAGUGCGGGGCGGCGGCACUGAGGGAAGGGCAGAGGGAGGAACUGGAACUGUUUGCCUCAAGAAGGAAGCGGCAAAGGGCGGGCGAGGAAGCGCGCGCGAGGUCCUCGCGGUUGGCUUUGGGGCUCAGGAGAAGGCGCAGCCUCUCAGCCCCUUCAUUCCUCCCGCGGCAGAGCUCGGCGCCGCCAACUUGUGCAGGGACGACGCCCGGGAAGCCCCAUGUCCUCGGGACAAGCAGGCACGUACCGGAGGAGGGCGACUUCCGAGUAAUUUCUGCCAAGUGCCUGUGGAGUUGAUCGCGCGUGCCUGCCGUUCGCUUCCCCCGCUGGCUAACAACAACCCCGCGUGGAGUUGAGGCGGAGCUCUGGCAAAGAAAGCAAGGGCCGGCCGGCUCGCCCCUCCCUGAGAUCUCGCUCGGAUGGUUGCUUACAUUCCUUCCCCUCUCCGUUGGGCAUGCGGUGCUCAGUUCUUGCAGAGGAGCGAGCAGACAGAAAGAAGUGUUUUUCCUUCAUACUUGCAUAGAAUGGCUGCAUACUUGAAAAGAGAGAAUGGUCUAGAACAGAGCUGAUACAAAUAUGGGAAAGAACUAUUUGGAUGUAACCCAUCAGUUUACAUGGUGACUGCAAAGUAUCCUACAACCCAGCACAAAGGGAACAGGAUACAGAGAGAUACAAAAGGAUGAAGAGACAUAAAUGCUCCUCUAAUUAUCCAACAAGACGGCAUCUCUUGAUCUUGUUUUUAACAGUGUGGCUGCUCUUGCUGCUGAAACUUCUCAGAGUUGAGCUGCUCCCUCACAAAAAUAUUUAUUUUGUAGAACCUUUUUUAAGCACCUCAUCAUUUGUGAAAAACAAAUACACAUUUUCCCAAAAAGACACCCAGUAUGAGAUUAACUGUUCCUCCAUAUACAAUCAGGAUCCUGUGGAGAUUGGGAAAUCUUUAGAGAUAAGGAGACAAUCCAUUGUCGAUUUAGAUGAUGAAGAUGUUGUAACAAUGACUAGUAACUGUCAGCUGUACCAUGCAAUUAGAGGAUAUCACCUAAAGCCCGUCUCUCUAGAAGAGGAAAAAUUCCCAUUAGCUUAUUCUCUGGUUGUUCAUAAAGAUGCAAUAAUGGUUGAGAGGCUCAUCCAUGCAAUAUACAGCAGUCAAAAUGUUUACUGUAUCCAUUACGACAAAAAGUCCUCUAGCACUUUUAAGAAUGCUUUGGAUAAUCUGGCCAAAUGUUUCCCCAAUAUUUUCAUUGCGUCCAAAUUGGAGGUGGUGGAAUAUGCCCAUAUUUCAAGGCUCCAGGCAGAUUUGAAUUGCUUAUCUGAUUUGCUUAAGUCCUCCAUCCCAUGGAAGUAUGUAAUCAAUUUAUGUGGCCAAGAUUUUCCUCUGAGAUCGAACUUCGAGCUAGUGUCUGAAUUUAAGAAGUUAAAUGAAGGAAACAUGCUGGAGACAACCAAACCGAGUAGCAGUAAAAAGGAUAGAUUUACCUAUCACUACGAACUUCAGAAAAUGCCUUAUGACAUGAAGAUGCCUGUGAAAACCAAUAUCUCUAAGGACCCGCCACCCCACAAUAUAGAAGUUUUUGUAGGCAGUGCCUAUUUUGUGUUAUGUCGAGCUUUUGUACAGCAUGUCCUAGAAAGCUCCAUUGCUCAAGAUUUUUUUGAAUGGUCAAAGGACACUUAUUCGCCUGAUGAACAUUUCUGGGCAACCCUUGUUCGUGUUCCUGGAGCACCUGGAGGGAUUUCAAGGACAGCUCAGGAUAUCUCAGAUCUUCAGAGCAAAACUCGUUUAGUAAAAUGGAAUUACCUUGAAGACCAUCUCUAUCCUCCCUGUACUGGUACACAUCUCCGUAGUGUGUGCAUCUAUGCAGCUGCAGAAUUGAGGUGGCUUAUAAACUAUGGGCACUGGUUUGCUAAUAAAUUCGACUCAAAAGUGGACCCAGUUUUAAUAAAAUGUUUGGCAGAAAUGCUUGCAGACCAGCAGAAAGAAUGGGUUGAGUUGUCUUCUGAGAAACUUUUUAUGCACAGGACAUUUACAGAUGUCUCAUAACAAUAUAGCAUACCUAUGGUUGGACUUCUGCCAUUUUUUAAAAUGUGGAAUUGCUGGAUUGAGCCAUAUCACUCCUUGGAAUCACUCCUGAAAGCAUCUCUCUGACCUGUCUCAGUGGAAUUCUAGUACACUGCUAAUACGUGCAAUGAAAUGCAAGGCUUGUUUAGAUCCUUGGAGCAGAGGUAGGAUCGUGGGAAGUGAGAGGCACUCUACAGCAAUUCAAUAGACCAAGAAGGGCCCUGGCUUAAUCGGGUGGUUCUCAAUACUUUUGAACUCGGCACCCCUUUACAAAUUUACUCUGCUUUCUGCCACAGUGAAACCCAAACCGUUGACCAACACAAGAUAGUUCUUGCAUGUUGUCAUAUGUGUGCAUGUUGCAUACAAGGAUCUAUAGACAAGGAGUACCAAUCCAAAUCCAGCAUUAGAAGAAAAAAGAAGAGGACAACUCUGACCACGCCUACUCCAAACUAUGCGCAGGGACGCAUAGGUGAAACAAAGCAACCGCUAUUUCCAAAUCAGGUUAGGAUGGUGAUGUACUGUAGAACAGUCACAUCCACAAAUUGAAUGAAGCACAGUCCCCUGCUAGGGCCAUUCAACCCACCCAGGUCUUUGCUACUGACUGUAGGAACAAGCGUCACAUCUUUCUCUUAAAUUCACCCCCUCCAGGUGGAGAACACCUCAUAGGUUGAUAAAUGCUGGCUUAACCCAUAUAAGGCACUGUGUCAGAUUCUGCUCAUUAUUAUGCCUAUACUGAGCCUUCAUUAUCUUUUACUUCGUGUGGUCAUUUGACUAUUCCUAUGCAAAGUGAUUGUAAAAUGUUACCAAAUCAAUUGCCUCUUUGUUAAACUUCUGUGCCAUGCCUUUGAUAGAUGAUGUUAUUAUUUAAGCUGUUGUGUCCUUCGAAGCUGGCUGAGUAGCUUUGGAAUAGUGUUUCUUGGUGCUCAUGCUCCUUAUGAGCAUGCUGUCUACAAGGUGGUCAAAAAAGAUGCACACCACAGUACAGUGGUACCUCUGGUUAUGAACUUAAUUCGUUCCGGAGGUCCAUUCUUAACCUGAGGUACCACUUUAGCUAA
Molecule: messenger RNA, 3496 nt
Organism: Podarcis muralis (Common wall lizard)
Lineage: Eukaryota; Metazoa; Chordata; Lepidosauria; Squamata; Lacertidae
Gene: GCNT4
Product: glucosaminyl (N-acetyl) transferase 4
Cellular component (GO): membrane
Molecular function (GO): acetylglucosaminyltransferase activity
Source: RefSeq, a predicted model, not a curated record